AUUCCAGAGCAGUUUACAACACGGCUGGAGCUGAAAACUGUUCUCAAUGUUCAGAAUGACAUGUUACCUGUUGUUUACAGUUUACAAUAAAGUGAAAUUUUGCUUUCUUAUUUAUUUUAACCUGAAUAGUAAUCAACUGCCCAUUGAACUGAAGAGGGCACUAAUGCCACAAAUGUGCCUAAAAAUAACAUGCCUAAAAAUCAAAGUACAAGAAAAGGAGAAGUAUUUACUGUUACAGAUUCCUUCACCCUUGUUUUAUUUUCACUUUAGCUGUCGACUGUUGAGCUUGAAUGAAUUUCCUCCGUUUAAAGGUGGAAAGUGUAAAUCCAGCAGCAUGAAUCAAUGUGAGGACAGAGAGGAGGGAGCCCCUCCCUCUAAAACUAGAAGAACGGAGAGAAAGAAGCAAGCUCAGAGGUCUCAUCAGGGACAAGGAUGUUCUGGACCCGAACUCAGCUGUGUGUCCUUCAAGAGUGACAGGUCAAAGAAACAUCUAAUUCAUUUCAAAGGCCAACCUGUAUCAGAGUCACAAGUGGACCAGCAGAGCUCAGAGGUUCCUAGUGCUCAGUCUGUCCAGCAGCACCAAACACAGCUGGACUCCAUAUUUAUGCUGCUGGAGGAAAACAUUGUCAUGUUUGUGAAGAAGGAGCUGAAGAAGAUCCAGAAGGUUCUGAGUCCAGAUUACCCAGAAUGCUCAGAGAGUCAGAGGGAGGUUGAGGAGGAGUUGGAUAGUGAGGAUGAGGAGCAGAGGAGGAGCAGCAGAGAUGCAUUUUUGAAGAUCACAGUGAACUUCCUAAAGAGGAUGAAGCAGGAGGAGCUGGCUGACUGUCUGCAGAGCAGAUCUCCUGCUGCAGCUAGUCAUCAACUUAAAUCUCGCCUGAAGAAGAAGUUCCAGUGUGUGUUUGAAGGCAUCGCUAAAGCAGGAACCCCAACCCUUCUAAACCAGAUCUACACAGAACUCCACAUCACAGAGGGAGGAACUGGAGAGGUCAACGAUGAACAUGAGGUCAGACAAAUUGAAACAGCCUCCAGGAAACCAGACAGAGCAGAGACAAGCAUCAGACCAGAAGACGUCUUCAAAGGCUCAGCUGGAAGAGAUGGAGCCAUCAGAACAGUGAUGACAAAGGGAGUGGCUGGCAUUGGGAAAACAGUCCUAACACAGAAGUUCACUCUGGACUGGGCUGAAAACAAAGUCAACCAGGACAUACACUUCACAUUUCCAUUCACCUUCAGAGAGCUGAAUGUGCUAAAAAAGGAAAGGUUCAGCUUGGUGGAACUUGUUCACCACUUCUUCAAAGAGACCAGAGAAGCAGGAAUCUGCAGGUUUAAGCAGUUUCAGGUUGUUUUCAUCUUGGACGGACUGGAUGAGUGUCGACUUCCUCUAGACUUCAACAACACUAAAACCCUGACUGACGUCACAGAGUCCACCUCAGUGGAUGUGCUGCUGACAAACCUGAUCAGGGGAAACCUGCUUCCCUCUGCUCGCCUCUGGAUCACCACACGACCUGCAGCAGCCAAUCAGAUCCCUUCUACGUGCAUUGACAUGGUGACGGAGGUCAGAGGGUUCACUGACCCACAGAAGGACGAGUACUUCAGGAAGAGAUUCAGCGAUGAGCAGCAGGCCACAAAAAUCAUUUCCCACAUCAAGACGUCACGAAGCCUCCACGUCAUGUGCCACAUCCCAGUCUUCUGCUGGAUCACUGCUACGGUUCUGGAGGAUGUGUUGAAAAGCAGAGAGGGAGGAGAGCUGCCCAAGAACCUGACUGAGAUGUAUAUACACUUCCUUGUGGUUCAGACCAAGGUGAAGAACAUCAAGUAUGAUGGAGGAGCUGAGGCAGAUCCACACUGGAAUAGAAAGAGCAGGAAGAUGAUCGAGUCUCUGGGAAAAGUGGCUUUUGAGGAGCUGCAAAAAAGAAACCUGAUCUUCUAUGAGUCAAACCUGACAACGAGUGGCAUCGAUAUCAGAGCAGCCUCAGUUUACUCAGGAGUGUUCACACAGGUCUUUAAAGAGGAGAGAGGACUGUACCAGGACAAGACGUUCUGCUUCAUCCAUCUGAGUGUUCAGGAGUUUCUGGCUGCUCUUCACGUCCAUCUGACCUUCAUCAACUCUGGAAUCAAUCUGAUGUCACAACAACAACCAGCAUCCAGGUCUAAACGGUUUAGAAAUAAGGAACAUGAAUGUACACAGUUCUACCAUGACGCUGUGGACAAGGCCUUACAGAGUCCAAAUGGACACCUGGACCUGUUCCUUCGGUUCCUCCUGGGUCUUUCACUGCAGGCAAAUCAGUCUCUCCUACAAAGUCUGAUAACACAGAAAGGACAUAGUUUACAAAUCAAUGAGGAAAUAGUUCAGUAUAUCAAGAAGAAGAUCUCAGACUCUCCAUCUGCAGAGAAAAGCAUUAAUCUGUUCCACUGUCUGAAUGAACUGAAUGAUUGUUCUCUAGUGGAGCAGAUCCAACAGAACCUGAGAUCAGGACGUCUCUCCACUGAUGAACUGUCUCCUGCUCAGUGGUCAGCUCUAGUCUUCAUCUUACUGUCUUCAGACAAAAACCUUGAUCUGUUUGACCUGAAGAAAUUCUCUGCUUCAGACGAGGCUCUUCUGAGGCUGCUGCCUGUGGUCAGAGCCUCCAACAAAGCUCUACUGAAUGUGUGUAACUUGUCAGAGAGAAGCUGUGAAGCUCUGUCAUCAGUUCUCAGCUCUCAGUCCUCUAGUCUGAGAGAACUGGACCUGAGUAACAACAACCUGCAGGAUUCAGGAAUGAAGCUACUGUCUGCUGGACUGAAGAGUCCUCACUGUCGACUGGAGACUCUCAGGCUGUCAGGUUGUCUGGUCUCAGAGGAAGGUUGUGCAUCUCUGGCCUCAGCUCUGAGCUCCAACCCCUCCCAUCUGAGAGAGCUGGACCUGAGCUACAAUCAUCUUGGAGACUCAGGAGUGGAGCUGCUGUCUGCUGGAGUCAAGAAUCCACACUGGAGACUGGACACUCUCACGGUGGAGCCUGGUGGAGUCCGAUGGUUGAGACCAGGUCUGAGAAAGUAUUUCUGUCAACUCACCAUCGACACAAAUACAUUGAAUAUGAAGCUACAACUGUCAGACAACAACAGGAAGGUGUCAUAUGUGGAGGAGGAUGAGUCAUAUCCUGAUCAUCUAGACAGAUUUAACUACUGGCCUCAGCUGCUGUGUAGUAAUGGUCUGACUGGUCGCUUUUACUGGGAGGUUGAAUGGGAAGGAAGAGUUCGUAUAUCAAUGAGUUACAGAGGAAUUAGAAGGAAAGAUGGCAGUAGAGACUGUGUGUUUGGAUACAACGAUCAGUCCUGGAGUCUGAUCUGCUCUAAGGAUGUUGGUUACUCUGUCUGUCACAGUAACAUAGAAACAUUCAUCUCCUCCUCUGUGUCUAACAGAGUAUCAGUGUAUGUGGACUGUCUUGCUGGUUCUCUGUCCUUCUACAAAGUCUCCUCUGACAAACUGAUCCACCUUCACACCUUCAACACCACAUUCACUGAACCUCUUUAUGCUGGAUUUUGGUUUGGAGUCUGGUCUCAUGGUUCCUCAGUGUCUCUGUGUGAUGUGUCGUAAUGAGAGUUAGAUCUUAGAUUCAUUAAUUAAACCAGUUCCUGAUGAUUCCUAUUAAAAAACCUUAAUAGCCCCACAGUGAAAAAGUGGGAAAGUACUUCACACAACAGCAAGUACAGAUUAGAGAGUAUACAGCGACAGAACAGUUUGUGUUGGCACAGGACAUCGUAGUACAGUACAGGUAGAGUGAGUAUGAGGUCUUUGGAAGGGUUAUUGCACAGUAAUUAAUAUGAAUGUUGAUGAAUUGUGAGUUGAUUUCUAGUGAAUAUCAGGAUGUGUGCCUGUAAUGGGAUAAUUGGGGUAAUGUGUUCUUUUCCCAUUCUGUAUAUUAACCAUGUGUGCCGUUGAUUAGGCUCAGCACUGAACAUUUUUAUACAAACAAUCUCUCUC
Messenger RNA from Betta splendens (Siamese fighting fish), 3958 nucleotides. Its product is annotated as NLR family CARD domain-containing protein 3-like. The record is from RefSeq and is a predicted model, not a curated record. NCBI's taxonomy places the organism in Eukaryota, Metazoa, Chordata, Actinopteri, Anabantiformes, Osphronemidae. The coding region runs from base 47 to 3571 and encodes 1174 amino acids. Gene Ontology annotation, molecular function: protein binding. The transcript has 10 exons.